AUGACCCUCGUGAUCGUGGUGGUAACGCAAGCGAAGCCGCGUGCAACGGCCUGUCCGCGGAAUUCCUUAACGUACGAUCGAACACGAGCGCCAGCCCUGCGUUUUGGAGGCUUGAGGCCACCGCGUCAGGCAAGGUCGCUCUCCACUUUCUCCGGCGAGUGCGCCGCGCCCAUACCGCCGCCGCCUCCGCUAAAUCCGUACGCCUUGGCACUUGAGAGGUCUUUGCACCCAAACGUGGUCCUC
Messenger RNA from Iphiclides podalirius (scarce swallowtail), 243 nucleotides. NCBI's taxonomy places the organism in Eukaryota, Metazoa, Arthropoda, Insecta, Lepidoptera, Papilionidae. The record is from the annotation of a GenBank genome assembly.